This is a messenger RNA of Amaranthus tricolor (Joseph's coat), 1589 nucleotides long. RefSeq lists its product as uncharacterized. The record is from RefSeq and is a predicted model, not a curated record. The transcript is spliced from 4 exons. Gene Ontology annotation, molecular function: protein binding. Bases 423 to 1196 code for a protein of 257 amino acids. NCBI's taxonomy places the organism in Eukaryota, Viridiplantae, Streptophyta, Magnoliopsida, Caryophyllales, Amaranthaceae.
CUCAUUUCCUAAUUUUAAAUUUUCAGAAAAUUCAACAAACUCUCUUGUCUUUAUCAUAAAAUCAUAAUCACUUUCCUUCUACUUUCAAACUUCUAGGAAACCAAAAAAAAAUCCAAUCUUUUCUAAUUACUUCACCCAAAAGAAAACCCACAAAAAAUACAUGAUCAUCAUAAUCCUUGAUUUAAGUUUAAUACUUAAAAAAGAAAUUGAAAUUCGUUUAAGUAAAUAUCAGUUAGAGUUUAUAGAUUUUUUUUUUCCGAUCUACCCUGUAAUCUCAUCUUUUUUAAUUAUACUUGCCCAAAAGAAAACCCACAAAAAUCAUCAUCAAAAUCUUUCAUUUAAGUUAAGUAGUCAAAGAGAAUCGGGGUCUCGUUACAGUUGGAGGAGCUCUCAGUCUUUUCUCACUCUACCCUGUAAUCAAAAUGGCGAGAUUAAAUGGAGUAAGGAGCUUUGAAGAGAAGGAAAACAAGAAGAAAAGGAAGAAAAUGGUGGGCAGUAAAAAAAGGCAUAUGAAGAAGGAAAAGAGAGUAGAAGAAGAAGAAGAAGAAAUGGGGAUGGUGGGGGAUCCAUUAAAAGUGUUGGGGGAAGAUAUAAUGAUAAAAAUAAUGGGAAAAAUGGAUGCAUACAGCUUGGCACGUUCUCUUCUUGUAUCCCAUUCUUGGUUUUCUCUUGCUUCUUCUGAUUCUCUUUGGUCUCCUUUGUGCAAGCAGUUGUGGGUAGGAAAAGCACAUAUACCGCGAUGGUCUAAAGUUCCAGGGUUGUCGAAAUUGGCUAGUUAUUCUCGCGCAGUCACUGACAGUAAGCGAGUCCGUAUCAUGAGGGAAGAUCUGUGCGACCAUACCUGGGAUUUCCAUUUUACUGAGGCGGCUCCGGAUUAUUGGAAAAACCUAGAUCCAUACUGGGGAAGUGCAGGUUCGAGCACAGCUUUGAGGAUGCGUCGUUACUUCCAUCCCGAUGGAAGCCAGACGGCAGACCCGGAAGACAAGGUUUGGGGUGGACACGAGUGUACUUACACAAUUGUUACGGGUAUUGUUGCAGACGGAAAGAUCAGGGCAAACUACGUCAGGAUAAACCGUUGGCCUCGUUUAGCUGUGUCAAGAAGGGAUGAUUGGGGUUGGGAGAUGUCCAAUGUUAUUUUCGCUUAUUCUAGCAUCCCAGAUGCAGAUAAAGAAGGCGGGACAGGUCCUAUGUUCUAAAGUACUUGUUUUUGCAGGAAUGUGUAGCUUCUUGAAUUAGGGAUACUAUUCAAUGGGCUGCUUUGGCGGGCCCGGGUCAUUCGUUUAAGAACCUUAUGAAGUAUUGAAUUGUGUAAUAUAUAACAUAGAAGAAUGACAAUCGAGUUUGUUUAGUACAUGUAUAGAUGAGUGUUGGACACAACUGGGCUCACUUGCUAUCUGCGUGGAUUCUAUAGGUCACUUAUAGCAUACAAGCAGAUAAUUCUUGUAGGCAGAUUUUUUUGUCUAGUUCUUGUAUAUGAUGGUAUCAGAUGUUCUUCUUUCUUGAGGAACAAUAAUAUCUAUGGGUAGAGUAAAUUGUUGUAUUAAUAGAAUCAAUAAUGUGUAAUAUGGUAAAACCAGUCAUGUCGUAUC